GCUAGUACAGUUUCGAAAACAGUCGAAAUAACAACCGAGAAUCAUCAAGAGUGCGAUGAAAAUAAUCUUCUUCGCCUUACUGCUAGUGGGAAUCGCGAAAAACACCGCCGCUCAUCCUCUCGAGGAUGACCCGGUGGAGGAAGAGAGAUCCAAGCGGUCUCUCUUCACCGACCCGGCGGUGUCUUUGACUGGCAUGGAGAAGAUAUCCAAGAGAUCCGUUGACGAAAACGCUGACGACAUGGACACCGCCGCCACCAACGCAUUUCUCCCAGCCUUCGCCAGGAGGAGGGGUAAGAGAUCUACCGAUUUGGAAGAGAUGAACACCGCUGAGAACGUUUUCCUUCCGGCUUUUUCGAGGAGGAUCUACAGAGGUAGAAGAGCGGCCGAUGAAGACUUAGAGGACCUGGACACAGACGCAUCCACCGCUAUUUUUACCCCGUCCUUCGCCAGGAGAGGCCUUAGGAGAAAUAGAAGAUCCGCUAUUAGCGACCAAGACGAUCUAGAAGGUGCUGAAACGAACGCUUUCCUUCCCGCUUUUGCUAGGAGAGGUUUGCGUAGGAGUAGAAGAUCUGCUGACUUAGAAGAUGCUGAUUUAGACACACAAGAAACUCACGCGUUUCUUCCUGCGUUUGCUAGAAGAAAUUCCAGAAGGAACAAGAGGUCUACUGAUCUAGAAGAAAGCGAUUUGGACACCGCCGCUACAAAUGCAUUCCUACCAGCAUUUGCUAGAAGGAGCAGAGGUAGAAGAUCUGCUGAUCUAGAAAAAGAAGACUUGGAAACUGCUGCUACUAACGCCUUCCUCCCUGCGUUUGCUAGAAAAGGCUUUCGAAGGAGUUAGAGAUCUAUAGAAGCUGACGAUUUGGAACCCGCUGAGACAAAUGCGUUCUUACCUGGAUUUGCAAGAGGGAACAUUAUAAGAGGUUAGAAUGAGUUAGUUUAAAUAGUGUGGUACUUUUAUUUUCAAAUAGAGAAUGUAGCUUUAGAUUAUUUGUUGUUGUACGUUUCUUCUUAAUUUAUUGAUUGUAAUGUACCUGUAGUGUAUAUAAGUAGUUGUUGAUAGGAGCCUAGUUUUGUUAAAUUUUUUAAAUAAAUAUGGAAAAAAUACAUUUUUGGUGUUAUUGUUUAUGUAAGUAAGGCAACAAAUAAUUAGCACUUGCAAGAUA
This is a messenger RNA of Anoplophora glabripennis (Asian longhorned beetle), 1163 nucleotides long. RefSeq lists its product as uncharacterized. The coding region runs from base 56 to 838 and encodes 260 amino acids. The transcript has a single exon. NCBI's taxonomy places the organism in Eukaryota, Metazoa, Arthropoda, Insecta, Coleoptera, Cerambycidae. The record is from RefSeq and is a predicted model, not a curated record.